AUGGACGUGGACAUGGACGUGGACGUGGACGUGGACGUGGACGUGGUCAUGGACGUGGACGUGGACGUGGACGUGGACGUGGACAUGGACAUGGACGUGGACGUGGACGUGGACGUGGACAUGGACGUGGACGUGGACGUGGACGUGGACAUGGACGUGGACGUGGACGUGGACGUGGACAUGGACGUGGACGUGGAUGUGGACGUGGACAUGGACGUGGACGUGGACGUGGACGUGGACGUGGACGUGGACAUGGACGUGGACAUGGACGUGGACGUGGACGUGGACGUGGACGUGGACGUGGACAUGGACGUGGACGUGGACGUGGACAUGGACGUGGACGUGGACAUGGACAUGGACGUGGACGUGGACGUGGACGUGGACAUGGACGUGGACAUGGACGUGGACGUGGACGUGGACAUGGACGUGGACAAGGACGUGGACAUGGACGUGGACGUGGACGUGGACGUGGACAUGGACGUGAACAUGGACGUGGACGUGGACGUGGACGUGGACGUGGACAUGGACGUGGACGUGGAGGUGGACAUGGACGUGGACAUGGACGUGGACGUGGACAUGGACGUGGACGUGGACGUGGACGUGGACAUGGACGUGGACGUGGACGUGGACAUGGACGUGGACGUGGACGUGGACGUGGACGUGGACGUGGACAUGGACGUGGACGUGGACGUGGACGUGGACGUGGACGUGGACGUGGACGUGGACUUGGACGUGGACGUGGACGUGGACGUGGACAUGGACGUGGACGUGGACAUGGACAUGGACGUGGACGUGGACGUGGACAUGGACGUGGACGUGGACGUGGACGUGGACAUGGACGUGGACUUGGACGUGGACAUGGACGUGGACGUGGACGUGGACGUGGACGUGGACGUGGACAUGGACGUGGACGUGGACGUGGACAUGGACGUGGACGUGGACAUGGACAUGGACAUGGACGUGGACGUGGACGUGGACAUGGACGUGGACAUGGACGUGGACGUGGACGUGGACGUGGACGUGGACAUGGACGUGGACGUGGACGUGGACGUGGACGUGGACGUGGACGUGGACGUGGACAUGGACGUGGACGUGGACAUGGACAUGGACAUGGACGUGGACGUGGACGUGGACAUGGACGUGGACGUGGACGUGGACGUGGACGUGGACGUGGACGUGGACGUGGACGUGGACGUGGACGUGGACGUGGACGUGGACAUAGACGUGGACAUGGACGUGGACGUGGACAUGGACGUGGACGUGGACAUGGACGUGGACGUGGACGUGGACAUGGACGUGGACGUGGACGUGGACGUGGACAUGGACGUGGACUUGGACGACGUGGACGUGGACAUGGACGUGGACGUGGACGUGGACAUGGACGUGGACGUGGACAUGGACGUGGACGUGGACGUGGACGUGGACAUGGACGUGGACGUGGACGUGGACGUGGACAUGGACGUGGACGUGGACGUGGACGUGGACAUGGACGUGGACGUGGACGUGGACGUGGACGUGGACGUGGACAUGGACGUGGACGUGGACGUGGACGUGGACAUGGACUUGACAAGGACGUGGCAUGGACAUGGACGUGGACGUGGACGUGGACAUGGACGUGGACAUGGACUGGUCGUGGACGUGGACGUGGACGUGGACGUGGACAUGGACGUGGACGUGGACGUGGACAUGGACGUGGACGUGGACGUGGACGUGGACAUGGACGUGGACGUGGACAUGGACAUGGACAUGGACGUGGACGUGGACGUGGACAUGGACGUGGACGUGGACAUGGACGUGGGCAUGGACGUGGACGUGGACGUGGACAUGGUCGUGGACGUGGACGUGGACGUGGACAUGGACGUGGACGUGGACGUGGACAUGGACGUGGACGUGGACGUGGACGUGGACGUGGACGUGGACGUGGACAUGGUGUGGACGUGGACACGUGACGUGGACGUGGACGUGGACGUGGACGUGGACGUGGACGUGGACGUGGACGUGGACGUGGACGUGGACAUUGACGUGGACUUGGACGUGGACAUUGACGUGGACGUGGAGGUGGACAUGGACGUGGACAUGGACGUGGACGUGGACGUGGACAUGGACAUGGAUGGUGACAUGGACGUGGACAUGGACAUGGACGUGGACGUGGACGUGGACAUGGUCGUGGACAUGGACGUGGACAUGGACGUGGACGUGGACGUGGACAUGGACGUGGACAAGGACGUGGACAUGGACAUGGACGUGGACGUGGACGUGGACAUGGACGUGGACAUGGUCGUAAACGUGGACGUGGACGUGGACAUGGACGUGGACGUGGAGGUGGACAUGGACGUGGACGUGGACGUGGACGUGGACGUGGACGUGGACGUGGACGUGGACGUGGACAUGGACGUGGACUUGGACGUGGACAUGGACGUGGACGUGGACGUGGACGUGGACGUGGACAUGGACGUGGACAUGGAUGUGGACGUGGACGUGGACAUGGACGUGGACGUGGAGGUGGACGUGGACGUGGAGGUGGACAUGGACGUGGACGUGGACGUGACGUGGACGUAG
Messenger RNA from Closterium sp. NIES-65, 2559 nucleotides. The record is from the annotation of a GenBank genome assembly. Lineage: Eukaryota; Viridiplantae; Streptophyta; Zygnematophyceae; Desmidiales; Closteriaceae.